Molecule: messenger RNA, 776 nt
Organism: Tripterygium wilfordii
Lineage: Eukaryota; Viridiplantae; Streptophyta; Magnoliopsida; Celastrales; Celastraceae
Product: putative RING-H2 finger protein ATL69
Exons: 1
Coding region: 96-632 (178 amino acids)
Biological process (GO): protein ubiquitination
Molecular function (GO): transferase activity
Source: RefSeq, a predicted model, not a curated record
ACUUCCACUUCCAACUUCACACAUCAUUGAAGCUUUUAAAUCUUCUUCUAGAUCUGCCUUAGCUUCUGUAUCUAAGUAUAUACAUACACAAACUCAUGUCCACAGCAGAACCACCAGUAUCCACCACCGCCGCCGCGGGUGUCGGUCUUGGUUACGGCAUCGCUAUCGCCGUUAGCAUACUUGUGCUGAUCUCCACAAUCAUGUUAGCUUCUUACGUUUGUGUCAGACUGAAAGGUAACAGCUACGGUGACAGCAGCAGCAGCGGCAGUGGUGGUGGUGGUAGUAGUGGCAGGAACGGUAGGCCCAUUAUCAUGGACAACUCGACAGAGCCCGUCGUGGUGGUUGUGGGCUUAGAUCGGCCCAUUAUAGAGUCAUUUCCGAAGACAAUACUCGGUGAAAGCAGACGGCUACCAAGGCCCAACAACGGCCCGUGCUCCAUUUGUUUGUCGGAGUAUAGAGCGAAGGAUACAGUGCGGUGCGUCCCAGAGUGUAAUCAUUGUUUCCAUGCUGAUUGUAUUGAUAAGUGGCUAAAGAUGAAUGCAACGUGUCCGUUGUGUAGAAGUUCGCCGGCUCCGACCCCACUAGGUACCCCUCUGUCUGAGAUUGUCCCACUGCCCUUUCAUGCUAGGUGAUCUUUGUAACAAUUUCUUUUCUUUUCUUUUUUUUAAUCAUUUGAAUUUGAAAAUCUUAUUCUUUAGACAAAAAAAAUUAGUUGCUUGAUGAUAAGAAUUGUCCUUCAUUAAUUAAUUAUGCUAAGACAUGUAAAGAUAUGGACU